AUGUCUGUGGCUCGGCUUUCCACCGAGGAUGACGAUUGGGAGACCAAAAAGGCCAAGAAGGAAGCCUCACCAGUGUUGGGCUUCUCGGACGAAGAUAAGACUGGAACCAUUCAAUCCCAUGAUGAUGCCCUGGUAGUCACACUCAGAAUAAGGGGAUAUGAUGUGAAGAGGGUGCUGGUAGAUCAGGGUAGUGUUGUGGAAGUAAUGUACCUUGACCUGUACAAGGGGCUGAACCUAAAACCCGAGGACCUAACGUCGUACGAUUCCCCUCUAAUAAGUUUCAAGGGGAAGACUGUUACUCCAAGGGGCCAGAUUAGACUGCCCAUACAAACCAAUUCGAAUGUGGUGGAGGUGGACUUCAUUGUAGUUGACGCUUAUUCACCCUACACAGCUAUUAUGGCCAUCCUUUGGCUUCAUGCCUUAGGAGCUGUCUCUUCUACCCUACACUAG
This is a messenger RNA of Quercus lobata, 450 nucleotides long. RefSeq lists its product as uncharacterized. Bases 1 to 450 code for a protein of 149 amino acids. The transcript has a single exon. Lineage: Eukaryota; Viridiplantae; Streptophyta; Magnoliopsida; Fagales; Fagaceae. The record is from RefSeq and is a predicted model, not a curated record.